This is a messenger RNA of Anopheles marshallii, 4572 nucleotides long. RefSeq names its product RNA helicase aquarius. The record is from RefSeq and is a predicted model, not a curated record. NCBI's taxonomy places the organism in Eukaryota, Metazoa, Arthropoda, Insecta, Diptera, Culicidae. Gene Ontology annotation, molecular function: helicase activity; mRNA binding. Gene Ontology annotation, cellular component: catalytic step 2 spliceosome. Gene Ontology annotation, biological process: mRNA splicing, via spliceosome. Bases 1 to 4572 code for a protein of 1523 amino acids. The transcript is spliced from 5 exons.
AUGGCGCCACAAGAUGAAAACCAAUCGCAGGAUAAACCCGUCCCAAAGGGUGCGAUCACAAUUUCGCAAAUAAAUGCAGACGAAAUAACUUUCCUUGCGAACCGAUUUUGGGCGCCGGAUACAGCAAACGAACACGAAGCGUACAAUCCUCAGAUCAUAGAAGAUAUCUAUCGGAAAGAGAUAUGCGAUACGCGUCAUUCGCUGCGCCGGAUCAUGAUGCUGGAGUUUAGCCAGUACCUGGAGAACUAUCUGUGGCCUAACUUUGACGGGGAAGGUGCAAGUCAUGCCCAUCUUAUGUCGGUAGUGGCGAUGGUGAAUGAAAAGUUCCGUGAAAAGGUGGAAGUGUGGAAAGUGUUCGAGAAAAAUGGCGAGCUGUUUGUGAAAUUUUUCCAGCGCGUGCUGGAAGCGUGCAUUGAAGGGUGUCCCGUGAUACCGGGUACAAUGCGCGAACAGACGGCAUUGCUGGUGUUUUUGAACCAUUGUUUUAACAGCAUGGAGGUGGAAAUAUGUCGGAAUCAGGCGAAGCGUCUUGUUUCGUUAGCUAUGUGGGCCUGUCUGCAGCCGAGGCGGCGCGAACAGGAACUGCACCAAAUCCCGGAAUGGCGCAAAUUUUGGAAAAAGCUCCAAAAAAGGGAUAAACCGGAGCUGAGAGAAAAGCUUCAUUGGGAGCGUCAUUUUUUGCAGAAUCUAAUGAUCAAAUUCAUACGCAUUCUUGAGACCAUUCCGGCGGAUGGUCCGGUGUGUGAGGAAACGGUGCGUUACUGUGAACGGUUCAUAGAGUUUUUAAUCGAUCUGGAAGCGCUAUUGCCGACUAGAAGAUUCUUCAACACCGUCAUGGACGACUGUCACGUUGUCGUACGUUGUUCCUUAUCGUCGUUGGUCCGUCGCGAAGAAGGAAAUCUGUUUGCUCAGCUACUGGACAUGCUGAAGUUUUACGCCCGCUUUGAGAUAAACGAUAAAACCGGGGAUCCUCUGACUGACCACGAUAUGACGCAACAGCACUACGCCAAAAUCAAAUCCCUGCAGAAGGCCGCCUUUGCCAAGUUUCCCAAUCUGCGUCUGUUUGCGCUAUCGAAUGUGGCGAACGUUGAUACACGCGAGUCGCUCGAGAAGCACUUCGGUGCGCUCGAUUGUGCCAGCCUGCGGGAAAUCGCUUGCUAUCUGAAUCUGGUCCCGGAGAAGCUGCAGGCCCCGUUCGAGUGGCACCGGACGGAUGAGACGUUCCUGCGGGAGUUGCUAAUAUCGCGACACGAGCGACGCGUGUCACAGCUGGAAUCGUUGAACGAGAUGCCCCUAUAUCCGACGGAGGACAUCAUCUGGAACGAGAACAUUGUCCCGACGGAGUUCUACUCGGGUGAAGGAUGUUUGGCGUUGCCGAAGCUCAACUUGCAGUUCCUAACGCUGCACGAUUAUCUGUUGCGUAACUUUAAUCUCUUUCGGCUGGAAUCGACGUAUGAAAUCCGGCAGGAUAUUGAGGAUGCCGUCAGCCGAAUGUUGCCCUGGAAAUCGGAAGACGGAGACGCUGUGUUUGGCGGCUGGGCCCGUAUGGCGUUACCCAUCCAGUCGUUCGCUGUGGUGGAAGUGUCCAAGCCACACAUUGGCGAGAAGAAGCCGUCUCGCGUAAGGGCCGACGUCAGUGUUACGCUGAACGUGCGCAAGGAAGUACAGGAAGAGUGGGAAAAUCUGCGCAAGCACGAUGUGUGCUUUUUGGUGACGGUCCGACCAACCCAACCGAUCGGUACCAAGUAUGACUACCGGGAGCACUUUGUACCACAGGUCGGUUUGGUGCACGUACGUGGUUGCGAGAUCGAGGGUAUGCUCGACGCAAACGGACGUGUCAUUGAGGACGGUAUCGAGCAGCGACCGCAGUUGACCGGCGAGCAACGGACGUUCCGUGUUUGGCUCGAUUCGAACCAGUAUCGGUUGGACAUGGACGCUACGUUGCAGGCCGGUACGGGUCAGGAUGACGAAGGCAAGGAGGAUGUGUACGAAGGAUUUAACAUCAUCAUGCGCCGGAAGCCGAAGGAAAACAACUUCAAGGCAGUGCUGGAAACGAUCCGGCAUCUGAUGAACACGGAGUGCGUCGUACCACCGUGGCUGCACGAUAUUCUUCUCGGGUACGGUGAUCCCGGUGCGGCACACUACAGUCGCAUGCCGGACCAGGCCCGGGUGUUGGAUUUCAAUGACACCUUUCUGGAUUACGUGCAUGUGGCGGGCAGCUUUCCGUCGUACGAGAUUGCGGCGGUGGAGCAGGAAGGAAGGUUGAGUCUUCAGCCACCGUUCCGGCUUACGUUUGAGGAUGUACCGAAGGAAAGCGAUACUGACGCGGAUGCGGAAAAGAGUGGGGAAGAACGUGAGCUGCCGAAGCGUAUCCGCGUGGAACCGUAUCGCAUACCGAGCCGUGGCCCGUACAAGUACAACGAGCCGAAGAAGAACGCGAUCCGCUUUACGCCGACCCAGAUCGAGGCGAUCCGGGCGGGAAUGCAGCCGGGAUUAACGUUAGUGGUCGGUCCACCCGGUACGGGCAAAACGGACGUUGCCGUGCAGAUUAUCUCCAACCUGUACCACAACCAUCCGCAGCAGCGUACACUGAUCGUGACGCAUUCCAAUCAAGCGUUGAAUCAACUGUUUGAGAAGAUCAUGGCGUUAGACAUUGACGAGCGUCAUCUGUUGCGUUUGGGUCACGGUGAGGAGUCGCUCGAAACGGAGAAGGAUUACAGUCGUUACGGUCGGGUGAAUUAUGUGCUUUCGAAGCGCAUUGAUUUGCUUGGCCAGGUGCAACGGUUGCAGGAGUCGCUCGGUGUAAGCGGGGACGUGGCGUACACUUGCGAGACGGCAGGUCAUUUCUAUCUCUAUCACGUGGUGGCUAGAUGGGAGAAGUUCCUGAGCGAGUUCGAAACUGAAGGUGGCAGUAGCGCAGGUGCGGAAGGAUCUCCAGCCCGCGAACGUUUCGAGCAACAGUUCCCGUUUGUGCGUUUCUUCAAGGAUGCUCCACAACCGUUGUUUGGUGGUGCGAAUUACGCGGAGAACAUGGACAUUGCGCACAGCUGCUUCCGGUACAUCUCGCACAUGUUCGCUGAGCUGGAGGAGUUCCGUGCGUUUGAGCUGCUGCGCAGUGGAUUGGAUCGUUCGAAGUACUUGCUGGUGAAGGAGGCAAAGAUCAUCGCCAUGACGUGUACGCAUGCCGCGCUCAAGCGCAAGGAGCUGGUCACUAUGGGCUUCAAGUACGACAACAUCCUGAUGGAGGAGGCGGCUCAGAUAUUGGAGAUAGAGACGUUCAUUCCGCUUUUGCUGCAGAACCCCAUGGAUGGGUACAAUCGGUUGAAGCGUUGGAUUAUGAUUGGUGAUCACCAUCAGCUGCCACCGGUGAUCAAGAACAUGGCGUUCCAGAAGUACUCCAACAUGGAGCAGUCGUUGUUUACACGGUUGGUGCGACUCGGCGUGCCCACGAUCGAUCUCGACGGACAGGGUCGUGCGCGAUCUAGUAUCUGCGAGCUGUACAAGUGGCGCUACAGCCGCCUCGGUGAUCUGGAGCACGUGCACAAAUGGCCCGAGUAUUGUCGUGCCAAUGCCGGUUUUGGUUUCGAGUAUCAGCUGAUCAACGUGGAGGACUUUAACGGUGUGGGUGAAUCGGAACCGAACCCAUACUUUUAUCAGAAUCUUGCCGAGGCGGAGUAUGUGGUGGCGGUGUUUAUGUACAUGCGGUUGCUCGGUUACCCGGCGGAGAAGAUUUCCAUCCUCACCACGUACAACGGUCAAAAGCAUCUUAUUCGGGAUGUGAUUGAGUCGCGUUGUGCCUCCAAUCCGAUGUUUGGCAAACCGCAUAAAGUGACCACCGUCGACAAGUACCAGGGUCAGCAGAAUGACUAUAUUCUGUUGUCGCUUGUGCGUACGAAGACUAUCGGUCACAUUCGGGACGUGCGUCGUCUGGUGGUGGCGAUGAGUCGUGCCCGUCUUGGGCUGUACAUUUUCGGACGUGUGGCACUGUUUAAGAAUUGUGUGGAAUUGCGACCAGCGUUCCGUUUGCUUAUGAAUCGACCGCUCGAAUUGCAGUUAAAUCCGGCGGAGAAAUAUCCUGGGGAUCGUGCACUAGUAGACGGUGGCAGCAAUGUAUCCGAACCGUCUUCGACCGACCAGUCAUCGUUGCGGACUGUGAAAGAUAUGACGGAGAUGGCACAGUUCGUGUACCAGCAGUACAUGCAGCAGGUGAACGUAAUUCGCGAAGAAAUGGAAAAAAUGAAGUCACUGUUCGAAAAGCAACGCCAGGAACAGCAACAGGAAAAGAUGGACGAACAGAUCAAGCAGGCCGAUGCGGAAGCGGAGGAAGCGGAAAAGCAACGAUUGGCGGAAGCGGUGGCAAAGAAAGAUUUUACACCUACACCAAUUCGUAACGAAGUAGGCGAUUUGGUUGAACCGAUGGAAACAGCUCAGCUGGUGCGUCGGGGCAAAAAACGUGCCGCCGUAGAGGAACCGGAAACUGAGCCAGCAGCGACCGAAGAGAAGGCAACCGAGGAGGAACCGGAGAAGGAUACACCGACCGAAGAACCGACGACCGAAGAUAAAGAGAAUUAA